AGAAAAGAAAUCUUCAUGGGCAUUUUGUGAUCAUGACGACGUUGGCGUAUUAUAGGAUUUUAUGUAAGAGAGAGAGAUAUAUAGAGAGAGAAAACACAGGUCAAAGCAAAGCAGUUGGUUGGUGUGUUGUUAUAUUAUAUAGAGCAUAUAAUGAUUUUCGGUGAAGAAGAAGAUCAGAAACUCGUGAUUAUCAGAAUUCUCUUUUAAUUCUCUCUCUCUCUCUCUCUCUCUGCAAACAGCAAAAGAGAGGGUAGAAACAGAACUGAACCAGACGCAGCAGGCAGAUAUUAUCAGUCCUCCUUAAGGAAUUUACAGCAACGUCUCUUCCUUUUCUCGUGAUCUUUUUUCUCUUUCUCUGUAUCUCUCUCUCUCAAAACCAAGAAAAAAAAAAAAAAAGGAAAAACCCUUUGGGUACACUUAUAAGUACCUUUCUCUUUCUUUAUUUCUUGUUUAUGAGCCACUCCUUUUGAAGCCUCCUUCGCCUGCUUGUGUUGUUACUAGUGUUACUGUUGCUUAAAAAUUACCUUAGCUUGACAGUUCCAAGAAAUUUGAUGGAAUAAGAAAAACAAGUUUUUUUUGAGGAGGAAAGUCGAUCAAGUGUGUUUGGACGGUGAGAAACCAUUAAAGGAAAGGUCUUUAAGAGGAAAAUUUGCUUUCCUUUGAAUACCAAGUUGGAUUUUUUGAUAAGUAAAAUAUGGGUAGUUGUGGAAGAAGUGGAACUGUUAGACAAUAUAUAAGAUCAAAAGUUCCUCGCUUGAGAUGGACUCCUGAGCUUCAUCACUGCUUUGUUCAUGCUAUUGAAAGGCUUGGUGGCCAAGACAAAGCCACUCCUAAGCUUGUUCUUCAGUUGAUGGAUGUCAAAGGACUAACCAUUUCACACGUCAAAAGCCAUCUCCAGAUGUAUAGAAGUAUGAGAAGUGAUCUGGGCAAACAAGAUAGGAAUUCUUCCCUCCAAAGAAGACAAUCUUUUGAUGAUGGAUGUUGCGUUGAUGAAGUAAAACCCAUUGAAGAAUCAGAUUCUCACUUCAUCUACAGUACAACUCUCCCUUCAAAAAGAUCAAGAAUCGAGACGAGGAGUUCAAUCUCUGAUAAAAACCUGCAAUGCAGCCAAGGAAUAUGUGAGACAGCAAUGAAUCCGUACUUUCUUGAUGAUUAUAUGGGAAUAAGAGAAGGUAAUGGUAAUGGUAGCAGUGGUGGUGGUUUCAGAUGCGAGCAGACUCAUUCUAAACCCAAAUCAACAGGCUUCUCUCUGCCACAAGAUCUUUACAGCCUCAACUCUUUCAAAUAUGCAGUGCAAGAAUCUGAUUUUCUAAAGUACUUUGUGUCGCAGAUUGCAAAGCUAGAUCAUUCGAAAUGUAAGUCAGAUGCAGAAAUUUGCAAACCUGAUGAGGCUACUGGAAGUGGAAGAGCCCAAGAAGAGGAAGGUGGUGGCUGCUGUGAGUUGUCGUUAUCGCUGUCAUUGCCACAUCUUCCAUCACAGAGAAGUAAUGCAUCUUCGACAAGCGAGAUAAGCGAGGCAGUCUCAUCAUAUUCUGCAUUGAAAGACUGUUCGGGAUCUUCUACUGGAAAACGUAGUAUUAACUUAGACCUUUCUAUUGCUCUUUGUGGUACCUAAUGUUCUUCGUGUAAAGAGAAUUCAAAUCUGUUUUUGUUGUUGAAGUUCUAUCUUUUUCAGUGUUUUUGGGAAUAUUUUAUUAGUUCAUUUUUUUAAAAAAAAUUUUUGAUUAGAUUUUAAUUUUUAGCCA
This is a messenger RNA of Jatropha curcas, 1745 nucleotides long. RefSeq names its product Homeodomain-like superfamily protein. The record is from RefSeq and is a predicted model, not a curated record. Gene Ontology annotation, molecular function: DNA-binding transcription factor activity; DNA binding. Lineage: Eukaryota; Viridiplantae; Streptophyta; Magnoliopsida; Malpighiales; Euphorbiaceae.